Rotaria sp. Silwood2 is the source of this 2649-nucleotide messenger RNA. The record is from the annotation of a GenBank genome assembly. NCBI's taxonomy places the organism in Eukaryota, Metazoa, Rotifera, Eurotatoria, Philodinida, Philodinidae.
AUGUCUGGUGAAUCAACAGUUGUAAGCAUCGAAAAACAGCAGACUGUUCCCAGAAACGAUGAUGAAAAUAAAGAAAGUACAACACUUAUUUGGUUUGAUCCAAAGAUUGGAUCACGUGAAGAUACCGAACGAACAAAACAACAACUUCGUCUUAUUAAUGAUUAUGUCACUUUUUCUACUGAUCUUGACCAAUGUAUUAGAUUUAUUCAAUCAAUUCAUAAAGAAAAAAUCUUUUUAAUUACAUCAGGAUCAAAAACAUCACAAAUCUUACCUCGAAUCUCUUCCUUAAAUCAAAUUGAUUCAGUAUUUAUCUUUUGUGCGAAAAAAACUCGAUAUGAGUAUUUAUUAAAUGAAUAUUCAAAUAUCAUCGGAAUUUAUAUUAAUCUUCAGGAUUUAUGUAAAGCAGUUAAAGAACAAAUUGAUUUUUUUUAUAAACAAAUACAAACAUUUUCUUUUUUUGAUCAACAUGAAAAAUCCAUUAAAGAUCUAUCCAAAGAAUCAGCAGAAUUUCUUUGGUUUCAGUUAUUCAAUUAUGUUAUUGCUCGUCUUCCACGAGAUCAACAAGCUAAACAACAAAUGAUUCAAAUAUGUAGACAAUAUUAUCGUGGUAACACAACAGAAACAAAAUUAAUUAAUGACUUUGAACAAAACUAUCGAUCAGAAGAUGCAAUUCAUUGGUAUUCAAAACAAUCAUUUCUUUAUAAAUUAAUUAAUAAAGCAUUACGAACAGAAGAUAUCGAUUUAUUGCAUGCAUUUCGAUUUUUUAUUGGUGAUCUUUCAGAAAAUCUUCAACGUGAACAUAAAAGGAUUCUUUCAUCAGAAGAAAAGAUUAUAAAUGUUUAUAGAGGAAUUAAACUUCAUAAAGAAGAAUUUAAUAAACUAAAAGAAAGUCAAGGAAAACUUAUUUCAACAAAUGGAUAUUUAUCAACGAGCCGACGAGAAUUAUCAGCAUUAAGUUUUGCAUCAAAACCAACAAAAAGAGUUGAUGUCAUUCCUGUUCUUUUCCAUAUUCAAUGUGAUAUUACCAAAGUUGAUCAAAAUAUAAUUUUCGCUGAUAUUGAUCAAUACAGUGAAUAUCCAGGUGAAAAAGAAGUAUUAUUUAAUUUAAAUGCCUGUUUUGAAAUUGAAUCCAUUGAAGAAAAGGAAUCAUUACAAAUAAUUAAAAUGAAUCUGUCCAGUAAAGGACAAAAAAUUACUAAAGAUUUUAUUGAAUCAGCACAUAAAGAAGCAGAAGAAUUAAGUGUUUCGAUUGUUUUUGGAAGAUUAUUGUGUGAUUUAGGUGAAUAUAAUAAAUCACAAAACUAUUUUCAACAAUUAUUGAAUAAUUCAAAUAAUGAAGAUCGUGCUUGGAUUGAAUUUAAUAUUGGUCGAGCUCUUGAUUUAAAAGGUGAAUGGAACCAAGCUCGAGAAUAUUUUGAUCGUGCAUAUGACCGAAUGAUGAAAAGUAAACCGCCACGAAUAAAAGAUUCUGCUCAUGUUCUCAACAACAUUGGUGUCGUUCUCUAUCGACAAGGAAAAUAUGAACUAGCUCUCGAUUAUCAUCAACGAGCAUUGAAAAUUCAUGAGAACUUCUGUUCAUCUGGUCAUAUUGAUAUUGCUGCAAGUUUAGUAAGCAUUGGCAACAUUUUCUUCAACCAAGGAAAAUACGAUAAAGCUCUUGAUUAUUAUCAACAAGCACUAAAAAUUCAAGAGAAAUCUAAUUCAUCUGGUGAUAUCCGUAUUGCCCCAAUCCUUCACAACAUUGGUGCUAUUUUCGAGAAGCAAGAAAAGUACGAUGAAGCUCUCAACUUUAAUCACCAAGCAUUGAAGAUUCGAGAGAAAAUUUAUUCAUCGGGUAAUGUCGAUAUUGCUACAAGUCUGAACAACAUUGGUAACAUUCUCUUGAAUCAAGGAAAGUACGACGAAGCUCUUCACUACCAUCAACAAGCAUUGAAAAUGAGAGAAAAAUUUUAUCCAUCUGGUCAUGUCGAUAUUGCUACAAGCCUCAACAACAUUGGUGUUGUUCUACAUCAGCAAAGAAAAUAUGAUGAUGCUCUUGAUUAUUAUCAACAAGCGUUGAAAACACGAGAGGCAUUUUAUCCAUUUGGUCAUAUCGAUAUUGCUACAAGCUUCAACAACAUUGGUGUGAUUCUCGAUAAUCAAGGAAAAUACGAUGCUGCUCUUGAUUAUCAUCAACGAGCAUUGAAAAUUCGAGAGAAAUUUUAUCCAUAUGGUCAUGUCGAUAUUGCUCAAAGCCUCAACAACAUCGGUCUUAUUCUCUAUCGUCAAAAAAAAUGCGUGGAAGCUCUUGAUUCUCAUCACCGGGCAUUGAAAAUUCGAAAGGCAUUUUAUCCAUCCGGUCAUAUUGAUAUUGCUACAAGCCUCAACAAUAUCGGUCGUAUUCUCCAUCAUCAAGGAAAAUACGAGGAAGCUCUCGAUUAUCAUCAACAAGCAUUGAAAAUUCUAGAGAAAUUUUAUCCGUCUGGUCAUGUCGAUGUUGCGUCUAGUUUGAAUAGUAUAGGAGUUUGUUAUGAAAAUCAGAACAAGCAAAAGAUGGCAUUGGACUAUUAUCAGCGUGCACUGGCUAUUUAUGAGAAGUUCCUUCCUGUUGACCAUCCAAAUCGACAGAGAACUGAAAAAAAUAUUCGUCAACUUAAUGGAAAAAACUAA